ACAAAAGCACUGCGACUAUUAAAAAAUUUUGAAAAAAGUGCAGGGACAUCUUCAUGCUAUUAAUGCUUCCAGAGGGUUUUCCCGAGAGUAUGACGAGUGAUUACUUGGAGUAUUCUCUUUGGAGAGCAGUUCAGGGUGUAGCUUGCCAGGUUAGUGAAGUGUUGGCAACGCAAUCGUUGCUUUAUGCUGUUGGAUUAGGAAGAUGGGCUAUUCCAACUGCUGCUGCCAUCAAUUGGGUGCUCAAGGAUGGAAUUGGGUACCUCAGUAAGAUCAUGUUGUCAAACUUUGGUCGCCAUUUUGAUGUUAACCCCAAAGGGUGGAGAUUGUUUGCUGACCUUCUUGAAAAUGUUGUCUUUGGUUUGGAGAUGUGUAUUCCCGCUUUCCUUCAGUUUUUUGUGUUCAUUGGUGUUGUGGCUGAGGUCUCUCGCUCUGCUGCUUCACUGGUUUAGGUUA
This is a messenger RNA of Vigna radiata var. radiata (mung bean), 453 nucleotides long. RefSeq names its product protein root UVB sensitive 1, chloroplastic-like. The record is from RefSeq and is a predicted model, not a curated record. Gene Ontology annotation, biological process: response to UV-B; developmental process. Gene Ontology annotation, cellular component: chloroplast envelope. The transcript is spliced from 2 exons. Bases 54 to 449 code for a protein of 131 amino acids. NCBI's taxonomy places the organism in Eukaryota, Viridiplantae, Streptophyta, Magnoliopsida, Fabales, Fabaceae.